AUGGAUUCACCAGGUCAUGCACCCGAAGUAGACCGACGCCAACCGCAAGCGAGGUGGGAUGAGCUCAUGCCUGAGAUUAUUGACCUUUACUUGAACAAGAACACACUCGCUCAGGUCCGUGACACGAUGGCCAGCAAGCACGACUUUCAUGCCAACAUUCCCACCUACAAGAGGAAACUCACAGCCCACGGUGUACGCAAGAAUUUGACCGCCAAGCAGAAAUUACUGCUUUUGAACCGCCAUAAGUUGAGCGACUCGCACGACAGCCGGUUGAGAAGACCCAUUGUUAGAAACGGGGUCCGCUUCUACCUCCAUGCCUCCCCAGCCGACACACAACUCCACCACUUCUCCCACAGCCAGAAGACAACCGAGUAUGUCAUCACGGCAACAGAGCAGUACUACAGCCAAUUCCACGGUGACGCAGGCGAUUGGUGGUCGAUUGGCGAGAGCUUCAACGUGUUUCGCCGAGCACUGAGCCAGACGCGGAAGAACUCGGUCAACAGCAGCCAAGUUCCUGGACUCACGAUGCUGAACAAGGCAUGCGAGCUGGCCCCACUGAUUCUGCAAAAGCCCUUGGAAGCCAUCGUGCUUUUUGCAGCUUACUUCUCCCAGGCGCAAUGGAUUCACAUGCCUCGUGCCCGAGUCGUCGCGCUCGACUACUUCACGCGAUAUGCCAGGUCUGUCCGCAGCGAUAGCCGUGUGUCGGAGCUGCUGCUGGCACUGAGAGAUGACAGAAUGUCGAAUGAGAUCGCAUCCUUAUUUCUCAGCAUAGGCGUCAAGACUGCUUCGGCUACUAACACUCAAUUCUCCGCAGCCUUCUUCGAGUACCUGGUCGAUCUCCGCGCACUGGCGAUCGAGACUGGCGGCAACCCAGGACCGGCGGUCGGACAGCUCAUCGAGAGCAUCUUGGCCACAGGCGACCGGUCUCUGCCAGACACCAUCCGCCUCACCUACGCUCGCGCCUAUAUGUGCUUCUGGGAACAGGACUUCGCUGGCGCGCAAAUGUGGAACACUCGGGUCCUCCACCUCACCAACGGUGACAGGUCACGCCGUGAUUGGAAGCGUCAACGUGGCGCGCUGUUCCAGCUCGGAAGGAUCGAGCAACUCGCUGGACAUCCAAAUGAAGCUGCUGCGUAUUACUGGGAUGGCUUGGUGGUGGCACUCGCGCCGGACAUACAGGAGGGCAUGGAAGCGAGCGACAAAUUCAUCAAUUUGGAGUUCCUGGAAAUGUUGAAGCUAAUCUAUGAAGGACUUGGGAAUUUCGAGCAGGCGGAUCUGAUGCGUAGCCGCUUUGGAGAGGUGUGGACGGGGUAUGCGAGGGAGUUCAACCGUAUCCCACCUGUGGAUGUGUCCGACGAGGCCACGGAGACGGCGAAGAGUCAGGACAACGGAGGAUGA
This is a messenger RNA of Cyphellophora attinorum, 1398 nucleotides long. RefSeq lists its product as uncharacterized. Lineage: Eukaryota; Fungi; Ascomycota; Eurotiomycetes; Chaetothyriales; Cyphellophoraceae. Bases 1 to 1398 code for a protein of 465 amino acids. The transcript has a single exon. The record is from RefSeq and is a predicted model, not a curated record.